ACGUCUGUUUAGUAUAUCAGUUUUAUCAUAGUAGUGUAUUAAGUCUCUUAAAAAAAAUUAUAAAGUAAAUAAAAAUUUAAGCACACCCAAAAAAUUACACAAUAUCCCGGAGUGCAACAGAACCCUCUCUCAGCUGAACAAAAUUCUCGAUUGACAGCAAUUAAACUCUAGUUAACGAUGGUUAAUGUUAAGGUAGGAAGGCCAAGGGCCAAGUCUAUGAUUUUGUUAUCUGCGCCAGAGCCCGAUCCCGCGGACGCUGCGGCCCCGCCAGCCGAGCGGCCAAGGCAAACGAUGGCCCAGCCACCGCCAACAUUUAUCUUUGACGUUGUGGUGACCAAUCUGGAGGCAAAGGGCGUUGAGAUCAGCGAUCCUAAGCGACUGGCCAUCGAUGUGAACUUCAAUCGCAUGCCCUUGACGCUCACCUCGAGCCGCAUCAAUGUCAACGAGUUCAAGCCGGGCAGCGGGUUGGAGUUUCAGACAACGCCCAAGAACCUGCGAAAGACAAUCGAGGAGUGCGGCAUGACGUUCGUGGUGAAGUACAUGGAUCGCCCAGUGGGCAAUGGGCAGAUAUCCUUUCCAGCCAUGGUCACGGAGCGCAUUGACACUGAGAUGAGUGACAUCAUCCAUGUGGACACGUGUUUGCUGGGCAAGGCAGGGGAGCCGGCCGGGCAGCUGGAGAUGCUCUGUCGCCUGGUCAUCCGCUGCGAUGACCAACCAAAGGUGGGAGAGAGCGAGUGCAAGCGGAACAUGGACAAGAGCAUAAAUCCGCAGGACAUCAUGUUCGUGAUGGGCGAGUCGCAGCACUGUCCCAGUCCCAGUCCCUGCGAUCCCUGUCUGGAUGCCCUCGAUUCAGAGCCGGGUGAUGAGCGCCUGCGCCUGGAUCUGCAGCGAUAUCGCAGCCAAAAUGCCGGCACCUUCGAUCCCAACAAAAUGAUGACGGACAGGCCAUCGGGGAUUCCGGCAUGCUGUGAACUAAAGAAAAUGGCCGUGGAGUAUGAGCAGCUGAUUGACUCCAUAACCAGAGCCACGGGCAGCGCACCGCCUCCCAAGCCGCCGUGUCGCAAUCCUGAGGAGUUCGAUAUGAGUCCAUGCCGAGACACUCACAUGCCCGUGGACAUGAAGAUGCCGGGAGAGCCCCAUUUGCCCUGCUUUACGUAUUUGCCCAACCGGCAGAAUCGUAUCCCAAUGCCCAUUGCAGACUGCGACGGCAAGAAGCCGGAGAUCAAGCCCAUCCGUUUCUGUCCCGUGUGCCUGACCAACAUGUCGUGGAUGCCAAAGUUCGCUUCCUGCCCCAAGUGUGGCAUCAAGCCGAUACCCGUAAUCGAGGAACGGCACAAGGAGAAGAAGCUGACGGCAGAUCAGAUUCUGCUGGAGUUCCUGGGCAAACCGCCGCCAACCAUCGACGAUUACUGCGUGGAUCCGUGCGACAAGGCGGUCAAGGAUAAGGAGGCCGGAGGCACCGACGAGUGUCCACCCUGUCGCUGCACCUGCAAGUUCGGGAAGCUCUGCGCCCACUGUCGCAUCAGGAAACUGUGCGCCGACAUCUUCAAGUCAGACAAGGUGCAGGCCAAGUGCCCCAAGGUGGAGCCGCAGCCAACCGAAGACUUUUGCGUGGUGAACAAGUCCAGCAGCGAGGACUGUCGACCGUAUCUGGCCAAGGUAUUCUCCGAGCUGCGCGACCUCUACGACAUCAAAGACACCAAAAAGAUGUCCGAGUUCGAUGAGAACUGCGAGCUGAAGAAGAACAAGGAAGAGGAGCCCAAAACGCCGGACAAAGACGAUCGCAAGAACGUCCCCAAGGAGAAGAUGCAGGCCCCGCGGAAGCCUCUGCACGUCCCAAGCUGUGCCAAGCAACCCACCAACAGCCGCACCGUGACCGGACGCCACAAGCAUUGCGUUCGCCAGCCGGGAGGCGUCUCCAGGAACCACGGUUGGGCCUGGAGCAGCAGCUACGAGGCGCGCAAGAUGGGCUGGCGACCCGGCGCCAUACGUCGGCCCAUCAAGAAGCUGAUGAAGUUCUUUCUGCUGGACUCCACCCGAGAGUCGGCCUUCCAGAAGUGCAAGACAGCCGAGGCCGAGGAGCUGGCCAAGGAGCUGCAGCAGCCGGUGCUGAAUGUGUGCAAGAAGAACGGCGAGAUCUUUGUCACUCUGCGACCGUUGAGUACGCUCGGGAUGCGCCAGAAACCCAUCACCUUUCGGGUGGUCAAGAGCGAGCUGGCGGUGGCGCUGCGCCAGCUCAAGCGGAUCCUCAAAGAGAAGGGCUUCAGGAAGUGCACCUGCCGCCAGACGCUGAUGAUGUGCACCUGCCGCAACACCAUGGAGAAGCAGCAGCUGUUCCGCGCCCUGAACAAGGAGUGCCAGCGCCACUGCAUAGCCCCCUGUGCCGAUCAGCUGAUCCUCACGGACACCAGCGAGAGCGACUUGGAGUUUAACUUCGAUGUGACGCCCCCAGCGGGCACCGAGCAGCCGUACCGUCGGCCCAAGACUCGCACCGGUAACCGAGGCACUCAGACUAGCAAAAAGGACAAAGUGCCGCCGCCGCCCAAGUAUCCUGCGAAGCAGAAUCCCUACUGGAGAGCGUACAACUGUGCCGCUGGCGAUCGGUAUGUGGCCACGGCCUUUGGCUCGCCCGGCGAGAAUGUCUUCGAGGAUGGACUCUUUGGCUGGGGUGGCGGUGGACCACACGGUGCGUCCGCCCAGCCUGGGGGCAGGCCGAAGCCGCCAGGCAUCUGGGGAUCCGCUCAGGGUGGCCCGAUGCCGGCGGGGCCAGGAGGAGCCAGUCGAGGAGGUCGUGGAGGUGCCGCUGGCGGUGGUGGGGGUGGAGCAGGAGGUGGUGGCGGUGGUGCAACCGGAUGGAAGGGAUUCCCAAAGGGUGUGGCUGCCAAGGUGGCCGCCGCUGCUGCAGGCGGAGGUCUCAAGGGGACACUAGCCUCAGUCGCGCGUGGAGGCGGAGCAGGCGGGGCAGGAGGAGGCGGAGGUGGUGGUCCCAUUCCUGUGAGAAUGCCACAGCGCUAUAUAAAAGCACAGCAGCAGGCGGCCAAUGCUGAAAAGGAGAUGAAGCAGAAGGAAGUCGAGAAAAAGAAGAAGGGCGUGGACAUGAUGAAGUACCUCCAAAAGACGGGCGCACUCUCCAAGCCCUGGAACCCAGCCGAUGGCAAGGGCCCGAAGGGCAAGCAGAGCGGUCCAGUCCUCGGCCCCGAUGGCCUAACCGACGCCCAGCGCAAGCGACGCGCCCUGCUCGAGAUGCCGCCGCCGCCACUCGAUUCGAUAACACGUCGGGGCAAGCCCUUCGAUCCCUGUGCCGCCUACUACUGUGGCUACUACUGCUAAGUGUGAGUCCACUCCCUGCCUUCCUCUCUCUUUUGCAACAUUGGGCAGCAUUUCCAUUUGGUGUGAAAUUUUAUUUGACACUUUUUCCACGCCUUCAUGAAAAAUUCAGCAAGUGUGUGCUUGGCGUUUUGUUGUCGCUCUGAUCAACCCAAGACGAUUCGCUUCCAAUUGACAUCACGUCUUCAGCAAACGUGUACAGUGGCAGCCACCAUCCACCUCCCCUCACUAAUGCUGCGAAAAUCCAAUGGCAUUAACAAAUGUUAUGUUAUGUA
Messenger RNA from Drosophila subobscura, 3602 nucleotides. RefSeq lists its product as uncharacterized. The transcript has 3 exons. NCBI's taxonomy places the organism in Eukaryota, Metazoa, Arthropoda, Insecta, Diptera, Drosophilidae. The record is from RefSeq and is a predicted model, not a curated record. Bases 178 to 3330 code for a protein of 1050 amino acids.